This is a messenger RNA of Salarias fasciatus (jewelled blenny), 1564 nucleotides long. RefSeq names its product HemK methyltransferase family member 1 (gene hemk1). Lineage: Eukaryota; Metazoa; Chordata; Actinopteri; Blenniiformes; Blenniidae. Gene Ontology annotation, cellular component: mitochondrion. Gene Ontology annotation, molecular function: nucleic acid binding; protein methyltransferase activity. Bases 117 to 1172 code for a protein of 351 amino acids. The transcript is spliced from 11 exons. The record is from RefSeq and is a predicted model, not a curated record. Gene Ontology annotation, biological process: protein methylation.
GCCAUGUGUAGGAAACAUGCCACGGCCAGGCGUGUUUAUCAUGUAGUACUCCGGAAAUGUCGUUUCGAUUUCAAAGUGUGAGAUACUGAAUGAACUGAGAUGUGUUUAUAUCCGCCAUGUGGAGCAGGGCGCUGAGCGCGAGCUGCCGCCGGUGGUCUGGGCGCACGAGCAGUGGAGCAAAGGUGAUAUGGCGCUGUCAUUCUGUACGCGGAUACGGCGCUCCAGCCUUACCUGCGGGCAGGAUCACGGCACUCCAGGCGGUGGAGUUUUGGAAAAGGCACUUUGCGGAGAGAGGAGUGUCGGAGCCUGAUCAGUCCAGUCAGUACAUCAUUGCUCAUCUGCUUGGAGCUAAAACUAUAGAAAGUCUGGAGCCGCAAAAACUCACAGAGUUCCUCAGCCGAGAACAAACGGAGCAGGUGUGGAAGCUCUGCACACAACGUCUCUCCAGAGUGCCAGUGCAGUAUGUAAUCGAGGAGUGGGACUUCAGAGACCUGACACUCAAGAUGAAGCCUCCUGUGUUCAUACCAAGACCUGAAACUGAGGAGUUGGUUGACCUGGUGCUCACUGAUCUGCAGACGAGGCCCGGGCUUGGAGUGGAGCCAGACACUCGGCGGACCUGCUUAGAAGUGGGAUGUGGGUCUGGGGCCAUUUCUCUGAGUCUGCUCAAGAGUUUGCCUCAGCUUGAGGCUGUCGCCGUGGAUCAAAGUCAGGACGCCGUGGAUCUAACAAGAGAGAAUGCUUUCAGGUUGGGACUCCAGGACAGAUUACAGAUUCAUCAAAUAGACAUCAUGAAAGAUGCAGAAGCCGUAUGGAGCGUCUGCGGUCUGGUUUCAGCUGUGGUCAGUAACCCUCCGUACCUGUUUUCAGAGGAUAUGGCGUCACUGGAGCCUGAGAUCUUCAGAUUUGAGGACCACGCUGCUUUAGACGGCGGCGAAGACGGCUUAGUAGUCAUCAGACAGAUACUGACUCUUGCUCCGCAGAUUCUGUUAAAUCAUGGGCGUGUUUACUUGGAGGUGGACCCCAGACACCCCCCGCUUGUCCAACGGUGGGUGGAGGUGAACGUGGGAGGGCUGCAGUAUGUUGAGACGCGACACGACAUCAGUGGCAGGCCACGAUUCUGCAUCCUUCAGAAAGAGGAGUCAAACAAGAGCGACAAACUCGAUCUGGAGUGAGAAACCCAAGAUCCUAUUACGUUGGCUUUAGCCCAGGUCGCCGCGGCUGCAGCUCUCUCACCCCCUCUGAGCCACCGGGCUCCACCGCUGACACCAUAACCUCCCAGUUCACAUAUUCACAAGCUCCCAUAAUAUCUAUACCGCUGUCGCACUUUUAAUCAGGUAACGCUGGCGAUCACAUCCCGCGCCACAAUAAAAGCGUGUGCGCGGUUGGCACGAAAGCAGGCUCCAAGCUGAAGGUAAUUACCGAGGCUUUUCUUAGAACCCUCCCUCUCAGAAUCUCACCCUCCUCCCAGGAAGCGUUCAGUAGUUCUGUGAAUCCGCUGAUGAACGGUCCUCCCCUUCGCUUGUCCACUCGCUGACUCAGAUGCAGGCGGUAUGCAUUGUUGAGC